UUGACUUUGAUAUUUGUUUUAGGUUUUUGAGUAUUUUCCAUCUUUGGAUAUAUUUUAUCAUAAUAUGACAAAGAAAUGUAUCAUUUUUUUCACUGAAAUUAAUAGCAACUUGUGUGAUCAUUCUCGUGUGAAGCUUUGAUCUAUCUACAGACAUAGUGUACGCGCAAUAAAUCUAUGCUCGUCCGCUCGCAACAAGUUUUGAGUGGAUUAUUUGAAAAUAAAAGCAACCGUGAUGGUUUCUCAUUCAAAGAAGUCUUCUGCCGAAUGGUUUAUUGAUCAACUGAACGUGAGCAAUGCGAAGCUGUUGGCGUUUGUGUUAGUUUUAGGGUUCAUCGGCUACCACGGCGUUCUGCAUUUACGAUAUGGGCCAGACUCGUGCACCUGGUUGUUAUCCUCAGGCCGAUAUAAAGGAGACCAUGAAUGGCAGCCUUAUGGUUGCAUGCUACAUCGCUACUCAAAAAUCGAUGCAAGAAGAUGUCUCCGGUACUUGGCUUUCUGGGGCAAAUACAACAGCUUUGCAUUCAUCGGAGACUCCCGUAUAGCACAACUCUAUGAACAUUUCAUAGGUGUGUUAAAAACCCGCCUGGACCCAGACCCCUCGUACUCACUGGAGCACCAUACCCCUAACAAUACAUACACCGAUGAGAAGUUACGUCUGUCUGUACGUCUGGUGUGGAGUCAUGACGUAUCGAGGACUAUGGUUGAACAGUUUAGAGCCUGGGAGCGCGAAGACGAGCCCCCCUCAGUGAUAGUGGCCGGCACCGGCCUCCAACUCCUCCUGACCCGAAACGCCACAACUCUCGUCAUAGAGGAAUACAAAAGGAACCUGACGCUGUUGGUACAAGCUAUAGAUUCGCUUGCACACAAGAAUACUAAAGUCCUUUGGAAGUUGAUCGAGUCGGUCGAUAGUUCGAAGCUGAAGAAUGAGUUUAAGAAGAUCAGUAAUAGUGAUAUUGAUGAGUAUAACAGAGCUGCUAUUGAGAUCUUGACCCACAGCGCAGCUCGCAUCUGGAGCUCUCCCCGCCUGGUCGCCCUGGGCGCCGGCUCCAACGACGGCUGGGCACUGAGUCCCCGCGCCUUGCGGCACGACGCUCAGAUAUUAUUGAACAUGUUCUGCAACGACCACAUGAACUUCAACGAUGGAUCGUGUUGCGCGAUGCCCGAGCCACAUACUCAGCUUCAGUUGUUAACGUUUGCCAUGUUUCUUGUAUGCGGUGUCCUAGCCGGCAUAAAAGCAACAUGGCGGUGGUCGCAAACCAUCCAGCAACGGCUCGGGGGAUACUCGCUCGUCUCCCCCCCUCCGACCACCUCAUCCCCCUUAGCCGCCCUCGCUAAACUGGGGAUGAUAAUGGCCUACUUCUAUCUCUGCGAUAGAACCAAUUUCUUUAUGAAGGAGAAUAAAUACUAUUCUGAGUGGAGCUUUUGGUUGCCGGUGGGAUAUGUGUUCGCGCUGGGAUUGUUUUUUACUGAUGACUCUAUAUCUACCAGGGUCCUGCAUAGAGAACAGACCAACGAAUGGAAAGGCUGGAUGCAACUAGUCAUCCUAGUGUACCAAGUGACAGGGGCCAGCAAAGUGCUGCCCAUUUAUAUGCUGGUGCGGGCACUAGUUUCUGCAUACCUGUUCCUUACAGGCUACGGUCAUUUCACAUACACGUGGAAGACAGGCGACACGAGCCUAGUGCGAUACUUCCGCGUCAUCUUCAGGCUAAACUUCCUGACUGUGGUCCUUUGCCUGACGAUGAACAGACCAUAUCAGUUCUACAGCUUCAUACCGCUAGUCUCGUUCUGGUAUACUUUGAUGUUCGUGAUCUUCGCCCUCCCACCGGACAUAGCACCCUCCUCCACCCACACAGUGGAAACCAAGCCCUACCAAUACCUCUACAUCGCGCUCAAGGUCAUCGGCCUAUUGAGCAUAGUGACGGUUCUAUACAUGAGUGAAUUCUUCUUCCAAAAAAUAUUCGUCACUCGGCCGUGGAAGGCGCUGUUCGUUAAUUCUGAUGAUGAUAUACACCAGUGGUGGCUGCGGUGGAAGCAGGACAGAUACUCGAUGACGUACGGAAUAAUCUUCGCCGUGGCUUAUUUGGUGGCGCAGCGAUACAGCUUGCUCGACGACAACAAUCAUAGCAAUCUGUUCACCCCGGGCGUCUCUCUUACAGCCACUCUCCUCGCCUUCAUCGGCAUCGGCAGUUACGUCACCUACACAUUCUUCUGCACCAACAUAUUUGACUGCAACGAGAUCCACUCCUACGUCGCCUUCCUACCCAUCGUGAGUUACAUCAUACUUAGAAACGUCUCCGGCGCUUUGCGAACUAGGCAUUCCAGUCUAUUCGCCUGGUUCGGAACAAUUACUUUAGAAUUAUUCGCCAGCCAAUCGCAUAUCUGGCUAGCGGCUGACACACACGGGGUCUUAGUAUUAGUCCCAAGCGCGCCUAUAUUAAAUUUGAUUAUAACGUCGUAUAUUUUUAUAUGUGCGGCGCAUGAGAUACAUAGGUUGACAGGGAUUAUUUUGCCGUACGCGGUCCCUGACGAUUGGAAGCUUGUUUUAAGAAAUUUCGCUAUUUUUCUAGCGAUUCUAGUCCCUAUAGGUAUACAUGAUGGUAUGUUUUAAAUUUGGUAUAAGUAAUUUGUAUAAACGUUUUAAAAGAGAUACUGUGGGUGCAUCAACUACUUCUUGUUGUUAUCCUGCGACGUCAGCCAGGGGACAGUUAGAAGAACUGUAUUAAGUAGAUGGCUCUUUAUGGCAAAGGCUUUACCUACCAUUAAACACCGUGUUCGUUGAAAUUAAACGCCUUAAAAUCACGUCAAACCGUGACCCAGGAGACGGUAACCAUGGCAACGAGUUACAAGAAAAAGUUGAUUCACCCGUCUGUAUCAUUUAACAAACUGAAUCAAAGUAUUGCAAUAUCCGUCAAAGUUUUGCAACAUGCUUUUUGGCAUUCAAUAAAUAUAAGCACUUAACACGUUAACUGUUGAAGAUCUCAAUUUAUUUAUUUAUUGACUAUUACGCUUUAGGUACAUUAGUAUAACAAUACAAAAACAUAUAACAAAAUCAAUACAAUGUACUUUUAAAAACGAGCGUUUUCCAGGAUGAAAUUUUAUCCAGUGCACAAAUUAUAACAAUUGGGUUUAAAGACAAAAAGUAGUUGUUCAAUAUCAUGAACCUUUUUUAUUAACUAGUACAAUAAUUUUUAACAAAUAUUUAAUAUACAGACGUUGAUUAACAUAAAUUAUUAAAAAAGAGGAUAACACGUAUAGGUAUUUGUGCACUAAAUAAAAAAUAUCCUAUAUUAACAAUUUAUACGUUCGUUUUAGUGGUCGAAGGAACCAUAAUGUUACUAUAAAACUAUAUUUGUAUUACAUACCCUUCAGUGAUAAUUUAAGGUUUUCAAAUAGUACAAAAUUACUUGAUUGACCAAUCCUACACUUGUGUUAAUUUUAUGUGAUUUUUUGCGAAGUACAUAUAUUACAUACUCUUUGUAUUUAGUAUUGUAAAUAUACAUAGCACUUUAAGGAUGUAGAAAUGUAUAUUUUUGAUUUUAUAACUGAACCAAUUACAUUAUAAAAGGUUAAAGGCACAUUUUAUUUACUUAAGCAUGUUUUAUUUAUUAAUAAUUUUCUUUUGUUUAUGAAAACUUUGUGUUAUUUGUCAAUGGUAUAUUAGUUCAUAAUGGAAUCUUGCCAUAAUUAUAUAUUGCGUUAAAUGUGACAUGUCAAUAUUAUAAAUAUAUUGUAUAGUUGUAUAUUGCAGUAUUUGAAUUCGGUGUUUAGAACCAAAAAGUUGAUUUUAUUAAAAGUAAUAAGUAAUAUUCAAAUGGGAAUGAUGAGAAAUUCGUGAAAAUGUACAACGUUUGUGUUUUAUUUAUACGUAGUAAAGUAUUUUAAACAAAUAAUUUUAAAAAGUCUGCCAUUUACAAGAAUUAAAUUGUCUUCUCAAAUUAUAAUGCUAAUAUGCUAUAAUGCUUUUAUUCCUACACUAAUAUAGUUUUGGUUGAAAAAUUGUGAUAUAAAUACCAAGUAUUUUGUAUAUGCUGUAUGUAAUAUUAAUAUGCUUAGUUAUUCGGACACCUCGACCUGUUGUGUUAGUUUUAAGUUUUGAUGCUUUUUUAGCCUGUAAUAUUUAUUACAAUAUAUUUUUGGUAAAAUGUAUGCACCAUAUUUUACACAACUUUCGCUAUGAAACAAAUACUUUUAUUUCUAUUUUACGCCUGUUAUAAAGAAAUAAACACGCUAAUGAUUUUUAACCCUUUGAUCACUAUUGUUAUGUAUACGUGACGUGACAGUAUACAAUUGUUAAUUAUACAUCUGAUUCAGAUUCAGAUCGUUUAAUACGGUGUAAACGUUACAUGUCAAAACCAUACAAAAUAAAAAUAAAAACACACACACACACCUAAAACUAAUAUACUAUGUAUGACAUGAUUAAUUUAAUUUCAGGCAAUUAAGGUAAGGUAUAAAAUUUUGGAGACUCUGUUUUGUAAUCUGCACCAUUAAAACUAUUUGUUUUAGUCCAGCAAAUAUGUAAUACUAAACUUUAUCUUGAGGUAGCAUUUAGUUUACUUUUAAUUUAUUGCCGACAACUUGUUUGAUAGUACCUAUAAUUAUAAUUUGUUUCUAUUAUUUUGCAGAUUUCAUGCGUAAGUUUUAUUUUUUCAUUAUUUUUUUAAGUAUAGAAAUGUGAAACUAUUCUUGUUUCCAUUUCAAUCUGAAUAAAAAAAAAUGCAAGUUGGGUGUAUAUAUUUUUGUUGGCCUCUCUCGUGAGCCAGAGGACAACAGUACAUAUUUAUCAGGAAAUGCACCCGUGAAAGUCCACAAAGGUUUUAUAAUCACUAAAACGCCUGCAUAUUGCAAUUAGUAUAUUAUAAUUAUGGUAUCAAAGUGUGACCCAGGAGACUUUACCAUGGCAACCACACAAAAAUUCGAUUCUCUCAUAUGCUUACAAUGUUUACUGGUAAACUUUGUAUCAACUCUAGAGGUCUACCGUUUAACUGAGGCGGUAGAUAAGUUUUUAUGGCCAGCUAAGGACUGGAUGAAUGCCUGGCUGCAUGAAGCUGAUUUUUAUUAAGUAAUUAACUAAUUAAAAUCAUCUAGUUAGCCCUAAAACUCAGUUAACUUCUACUAGAAUAUCACUGCGAAACUUCUUUACCAACCAAUUUAAUCUUGCACUAAGCAAAAUUAGGGCUCGUUCAUUAAUUAAAUCGGACGUCAAAGAUAUGUUUACACUUUUGCACCUUACCACUCCCUUGUAAUAAGGCGAAAAAUGUAAAUAUAUCUGGCGUCGACUGUACAUCAUACAUAAUAUCGAUUUUUUAGACACUGACAUAUGCGAUCCAUGUCGUAUCUUUAGUUAAUUUUAGACGUAUUUUUAAAGUUCGAAUCAGGUCGAUAAGCGGUAGACCUAUAGCAGUUGUGAAUAGCUGUCAUCAGCAGACAAUGCAGAAAUAUAUAAUGUAGCCAUAAUAUUUAAGUACUUAAGUAAUACUUUGUGAGAAAAUUUGCACUGUGAUUUAAGUCUUGUAAGAUGUCGGUUACUUAAUAAUGUAAAUAAGUACAAAUAAAAUAAUGAAAUUAUA
Cydia fagiglandana is the source of this 5567-nucleotide messenger RNA. Its product is annotated as N-acetylneuraminate 9-O-acetyltransferase. The transcript is spliced from 12 exons. NCBI's taxonomy places the organism in Eukaryota, Metazoa, Arthropoda, Insecta, Lepidoptera, Tortricidae. The record is from RefSeq and is a predicted model, not a curated record. Bases 233 to 2608 code for a protein of 791 amino acids.